GUUUACAUUCACUGUAAUAUAAAAGGCAGCGCUGCGGAUGCAGAGUUACUAGAGAUCUUGCGUUCAUCAGACACAGUUAGUGAUCACAGACACAGCAGUCUGAGGAGGGGGUGACCUAGCAACCCGAUCAUUUGUACCCCACGCACCAUGGCCGCCCGCCUUGGCCUAAGCGGCUUCCUACUGGCUAGCUUUGGCGUCUGCUUCGCGACUUUUGGACAUGAACACGUUCACAUUCGUAUCCAUAUACCUGAACCUGAACUGCACCACGAGUCGAAAGAAGUAAUAGUUCAUGAGCAUCACGAUGACCACGAUGGAGGCGGCGGAGGCUACGGCGGCGGGCACGGAGGCGGCCACGGGGGCGGCCACGGGGGCGGACACGGGGGCGGCCACGGGGGCGGACACGGGGGCGGCCACGGGGGCGGACACGGGGGCGGCCACGGGAUUGACAUCCAUAGUUUGCACGGAGGCUUCAUCGACCAUCUGAAAGGCCACGGCGGUGGAGGCCACGGCGGAGGUCAUGGCGGAGGAUUUGGCGGAGGGCAUGGUGGAGGAUACGGCGGUGGCCACGACGGAGGAUUUGGAGGUGGUCACGGCGGAGGAUUUGAUGGUGGCCAUGGCGGAGGAUUUGGAGGUGGCCAUGACCACGGUGGCGGCCAUGAUUUUGGAGGCGGACAUAGCGGCGGAAGUUUUGAUUUAGGAGGCCACGAUAGCGGACACGGUGGUGAUCACGGCGGUUUCGGCGGUGGUUUCGGAGGUGGUCACGGCGGCGGCUUUGGAGGCGGCCAUGACCAUGGUGGCGGCCAUGAUCACGGUGGUGGAAGUGACUUCGGUGGAUCUAUCGGCGGCGGUCAUGGUAGUGAUUUGGGAGGCUACGGAGGCGGAGGUCACGGAGGCAGCGGCGGUCACGAUCAUGGCGGCGGUCACGAUCAUGGCGGCGGUCACGAUCAUGGCGGCGGUGGCUUUGACCUUGGCGCCAGUUUCGGUGGCGGCCACGGUGGGGGACACGGAAGCAGUGGCGGUCAUGAUUUCGGUGGAAGCAUUGGCGGUGGAUUUGGAGGCGGCCACGACGACCAUCACGGUGGUGGAGGCAGUGGCUUCGGAGGCCACGGCGGAGGAAUAUCUUUAGUAAGCUCAGACAGUUAUAGCGGCAGCAGCCAUGGAUCUGGUGGCCACGGAUCGGGCGGACUAGGAAGUUUCGGAGGCAGCGGAGGAGGCCACGAUAGUUACAGUUCAGGUGGAGGAGGUGGCCAUAACAGUUACAAUUCGGGUAUUACUAGCUACGAUACUUAUCACAGCGGUGGGCACGGAGGCGGGGGAGACAGUUAUAGCUUAGGCGGAGGCUCAGGAGGCCAUGGCGGUGAUAGUUAUAGUGGUGGUUUUGGAGGCGGCCACGGAGGUGGCCAUGGAGGUGGCCACGGAGGUGGUGGCCAUGGAAGCAGCGGAGGCCACAGUAGCUUCGGUGGUGACAGCUACACAAGCGCUAUUUUCGCCGGGCACGGGGGUGGCCCUUAUCACAAAAAAUAACUUAAUCUGAUAAUUAUAGAAAAUCAACUAAGUCAUAGUCCACGGGUCUUCAUGGGCCUAACAGUACAAGCAUAACUGUCUUUGUAAAUAGCUCGUAGUUAAGUUAUUGUUGCUAUGUUAUAAUAUAGAAAUAUUGUAAUUGUU
Messenger RNA from Cydia splendana, 1668 nucleotides. RefSeq lists its product as uncharacterized. The transcript is spliced from 3 exons. The record is from RefSeq and is a predicted model, not a curated record. The coding region runs from base 148 to 1524 and encodes 458 amino acids. NCBI's taxonomy places the organism in Eukaryota, Metazoa, Arthropoda, Insecta, Lepidoptera, Tortricidae.